This is a messenger RNA of Aphidius gifuensis, 2131 nucleotides long. Its product is annotated as transmembrane protein 64. Bases 33 to 881 code for a protein of 282 amino acids. The transcript has 3 exons. Lineage: Eukaryota; Metazoa; Arthropoda; Insecta; Hymenoptera; Braconidae. The record is from RefSeq and is a predicted model, not a curated record.
UUUUAGAUUGAAAAUAUAAUAAAUAAAUAAAAAUGGAUAUAAUAACUAUUGAAAAUAUUGAAUCAAGUUCACGUCCAAUAAAGAAUUCAAAUAUACGUUGUAAUUGUUUGAGUUCAAAUUCAUUAUGUUACAUUGCUGUUACAAUUGCAACACUUGGAUUAUUAAGUGCAAUUGUAUUUCUCUGCAAAGGCUAUAUUAAAAUACUAUUAUACUGGAUUGAACAUCAAAAUUUAUGGAUAAUAACAAUAAUUGUUAUAACAUUAUUUACUGUUGUAUCAUUUCCAAUUGUCAUUGGUUAUUUAUUUUUAAUAAUAGCAAGUGGUUAUUUAUUUGGUAUUAUAAGAGGUAUUGCAAUGGUUGUGUUAGGUGCAAAUUUAGGUAUUGUUAUUGCACAUACAACACUAUCAGCAUUAUCAACAAAGCUACCAAUUGGUGCAUUGUUGAGAAGUGAAACAGCUCUAGCAAUAUUACGAGUUAUAUCUGGACCACAAGCAUUUAGAGUUGUUUUAUUUGCAAGACUAACACCAAUACCAUUUGGUCUUCAAAAUACUAUAUUUGCUGUGAGCAAUGUUUCGGGUUUGAGAUAUCACAUUGCAAGUGCAAUUGGAUUAUUACCAGCACAAAUAAUUAAUGUUUAUUUGGGAAGUAGUUUGAGAUCAAUGCAAGAUGUACUUGAAGACAAAUCAACAGCUGUUACUGGUUAUAUUGUAUUUGUUGUUCAGAUUCUAGUUGGUGUAUCUUUGAUGGUUUAUGUCGUUCAAAAAGCAAGACGUGAGUUACAUUAUGCUCUUCUUGAUGCUGAUCUUGCAUCAAUGAAUGACAAUUAUCAUCAUGCACCAAUAUCAGAUAUUAAAGGAUCACUUACAUCUUUAAUUGCGUAAUAAAUCAUAAAGAAUUUGUCAUGAUUUAUCAACGUUAUUUGAAUCAUCAUUAUUCCGUGAGCUCAUCACUGUUUAUCAUCAUGAUAAUAAUUUAUUUAUUUAUUUAAAUCAUUCAACAAAAAGUCUGGGAGUAUAAAAAAAACAUUAUUUAGUUUUUUUUUUCUUCAUUUGUUAUUGUUUUUUAGUGCCAAAAAUUAAUGACACAAUAUUUAAUUUCGAAUGUUAAUUAGAAAUUUGAACAUUUGAUUUUAAUGACCUUCCAUUUUGACAUGACUGUUUAUUUAUUUUUUUAAAUAUUUUGAUUUAUUUAUAAGAACGAAGAUCUUCUCUUUUUUUUAUUAUCAUUAAGGUGAUAUUAUUUUCUGGACUGAUUUAUAGUUGCAUUUUUUGACUUCUAGAAAUUCAGUAUUUUUUUUUCGUCUGAAUAUUUUUCUAUCAUCUUCUAAUUAUUGUUAGUUUGAUACGCACUAAUUUGAGUCAAUUGAUAAACACUAAUUGCACUGUGAAAAUAUUGAUAUUGUUAUGAAAAAAAAAAAUAAUAAUAAUUGGUGGGAUGAAUGUAAUUAUUAUUGAUUAUUUUCAUUUGUUUUUUUUUUUUUUUUUGACGAGUGUCAAAGUUUGUCAAAAGUAUGUUUGCGAGUCUUCCAAUAAAUAUUAUUUUAUUAUUAGACUUUUAUGAUAAUUGAAAAUAAACAAUGAGUCUCCAUUUUUUUUUUUUUUUUUUUGAUAAUGUUAUUUUAAAAAACUCUAUUAGUUAACGAUAUUAUUUAUUUUUUUUUUUCUUAAAAAUUUUUUUUUUUUUUAAAUAAAUAAUUAAACAAAAAGCUUUGGAAAAAAAAAUUUAUAAUUUAUAAUUUUCAAGACAUAAUCAAAGUGAGAAUGUAAUAUUUAAAUAAUUUUUUUUUUAAAUUUUAUUUUAAUUUAAAAUAAGAAAAAAAAUAAUAUUAACAAAUUGUCUUCGUAAAAUAAUUAAUUUAUCUAUAUUUUUUGAAAAAAUUUUAUUUAUUUAAAAAUUCAUCAUAGUAAUAAAAAUUUCGAAUAAAAAUCGUUAAAAUAAUCUGUACAAAUGUGAAAAAAUAACUAGAAUUAAUGUAAAUUAAUUAUAUUAAAAUAAAAUAAAAUAAAAAAACAUGUAAAUGAUAAAAAUACAUGCCAAAAAGAAAUACAAUUAAACGUUUAUUUUAUUUAAUAUAUUCUAACUAAAAUAAAAAAAAAAUUAUAAAUUAAAUAAAUGUAAUUUAUAAUUUGUC